Lolium rigidum is the source of this 8346-nucleotide messenger RNA. RefSeq lists its product as uncharacterized. NCBI's taxonomy places the organism in Eukaryota, Viridiplantae, Streptophyta, Magnoliopsida, Poales, Poaceae. Gene Ontology annotation, molecular function: ADP binding. Gene Ontology annotation, biological process: defense response to other organism. The transcript is spliced from 11 exons. The record is from RefSeq and is a predicted model, not a curated record. The coding region runs from base 173 to 8248 and encodes 2691 amino acids.
UGACUCAAGGGCUCCCAUAUUUGCACGGCUGUGUGGACCUGCUUUGAGCUGCCAUGAGAAGGGCCUGUGCGUCUACUGAAGCUUGGAGGGAUCCUAUUGUUACUUGGUAAAGUUAGCUGGUUUUGGCCUGCUUUUGCUUUUGCUCCUGCCACUGCUGUGCUGCAGUAGGGAGAUGGCGGGGUUUGUUGGCACGGUAGUUGACGCAGCAAUAGGAUGGAUGGUGCAAAGCAUCCUCGGAAGCUUCUUCACUGGACAGAUGGAAGCAUGGACUCGUGAAGUCGGGCUUGAUGAAGAUGUGGAGAAGCUCAAGUUUGAGAUGAGGAACGUGGAAAUGGUUCUUGCUGCUGCCGAGGGAAGGAGGAUUGACAACAAGCCUCUCGCCCAGUCGCUGGAUGAUCUCAGUGAGCUGCUUUAUGACUCAGAGGAUGUGAUGGACGAGCUAGACUACUACCGGCUCCAGCAACAGAUCGAACAAGGAAAUGGUUCUAGUGUUCCUAGUGGUUUUAAUCCCGAAGGAAGCCACACGUCACCAUCCACUCCAUCUUCUGCUUUUGAAUUCGUAUACAAUGCCACAAGACAAGUAACUAGUUGGGCAUCAUGCGAUAGAAAAAGGAAACGGGAAGAUGAGGGGCCAGCUCAUAGCACCUUGCUCACUAUUGAGGUUAAACAUGACAUUUCUAAGAGGAUCAAUAGAAUAGUGAAUCAUUUGUGCACUAUUGGCAAUGCUGUACAGAGAGUUCUUCAGCUUGUGAUCGCUCACCCCAUUACAACACCAAGUGAGAGUCGGAUUAUUGCUAGGAAUGCCCGCAUGACAACCUCUGUUCUAAUUGAAAGUAAGGUAUAUGGGAGAGAUGCAGAGAGAGACAUGAUAAUAGACCUGUUGAUAAACAAGGGAUGUAAUGAUCUGAAUGUGCUGCCAGUGGUUGGCAUUGGUGGUGUUGGAAAGACGACACUUGCUAGGUAUGUAUACUGUGAUCAAAGAACUACAGAUCAUUUCGAUUUGCAAAUGUGGGUUUGUGUAUCCACGGACUUCACUGAAAGAAGACUUACACUUGAGAUUUUAGAGCAUGUAUGUAAAGAUAGACAAGAGUAUGAAAAUAUAAACAAUUUUAAUGUACUACAGGAGAUCCUUUUGAAGUACAUCAGAAACAAAAGAUUUCUACUUGUAUUAGAUGAUGUGUGGGAAGACAGGGACAAGAGUGGAUGGGAUGAACUGUUAGCCCCAUUGAGGCAUAGUCAAGUAAGUGGCUGCAUGAUUUUAGCAACAACUAGAAGAAAAUCAGUUGCAAAAUUGCUAGGAACAAUGAUUGAAGUUGAAUUGAAUGGUCUGGAUGAAAAGGACUUCUGGCUUUUAUUCAAGGCAUUUGCAUUUGGUAAUGAGAAGUACGAGGGUCAUCCUAGUUUGCAAUCUAUUGGCAAACAGAUUGCUAAAGCACUAAAGGGCUGCCCACUAGCUGCACAAAGUGUUGGUGCACUUUUGAAUACAUGUGUUAGCUAUAAGCAUUGGAGGACAGUCCAAGACAAAUGGAAAUCUCUUCAAGAAGAUGCUGAUGACAUUUUGCCCAUCUUGAAGAUCAGUUAUGAUUACCUACCGGUCCACCUUCAGCGCUGUUUCUCAUUCUGCUCUUUGUUUCCAGAGGACUACCAAUUUAAUGGAGAAAAAUUGGUCUGUGUUUGGAUAUCACAGAAUUUUGUGCAGUGUGAAGACCCUACCAUGAGAUUGGAAGAAACAGGGCAGCAAUAUUUGGAUAGAUUAGUGGAUUUAGGUUUCUUCCAAAAGGUUGGCUUACGCUAUGUUAUGCAUGACCUAAUGCAUGAAUUGGCCGGUAAAGUUUCAUCACAUGAAUGUGCUACUAUACAUGGAUUGAAAGCUGAGGCAAUUCGACCAAGGGUUCGCCAUUUGUCAAUCAUAACUACUGCUUUUGAUAAAGAUCGUGGCAGUUUUCCUACUGAGAUGUUUGAGAAAGUACUUCAGAAGAUUGGCCCUUUGCCAAAAUUGAGGACCUUGAUGUUAUUUGGGCGAAGCAGUAUGAGUUUAUUGGAGUCCUUGCGUACUUUAUGCAAGGAGGCAAAAUGUUUACGGCUCCUAAAUUGUUUUGUGACAGGUGCUGACAUCAGCUCUAUAAUCAGUUUGUUAAAUCCAUGCCAUGUUCGCUAUCUUGAAUGCGUUUGUGUUGCCAGCACACAAACAUCGUUAUACAGAGUCUACAAGUACAAUGUGUCUCCUCAAGCUUUGACAAGAUUUUAUCACCUUCAAGUAUUGGACGUGGGUGUUUCAGGCAAUUUUGUUGUGCCCACUGAUAUGCAUAAUCUUGUUAAUUUGCGCCAUCUUGUUUCUCAUGAGAAAGUGCAUCGUGCAAUAGCUUGUGUUGGCAAAAUGACCUCUCUCCAGGAACUAAGAUUCAAGGUUCAAAAUGUUGGCAGUUUUGGGACAAGACAACUUCAGUCUAUGAAUGUGCUUGUAGUACUUGAAAUUUCUCAACUUCAAAAUGUGAAGACUAAAGAAGAGGCGAGUGGGGCCAGGCUGUUAGAUAAAGAGCAUCUAGACAAGUUGUCCUUGUCAUGGGAGGAUAGCAGCAUGGCCCUUCAACCUGAAACAGCAAAAGAUGUGCUUGAAGGUCUUCAACCACACGAGAACCUCAAAACUCUAGAAAUAACUGGAUACGGUGGUGCUACCUCCCCAACCUGGCUUUCCGGCAACUUUUCAGUUAUCUCACUGCAGAUACUUCAUUUAGAGAAGUGCAAGGAAUGGCGAAUUCUUCCAACUCUUGAAAUGCCUUUCCUUAGGAAGCUGGCAUUGAUCAGGAUGUUAAAUGUAAUGGAAGUCGAAGUUCCUUCCUUGGAAGAGUUGAUCUUGACCGAUAUGCCAAAAUUGGAAAAAUGUGUUGGUUCUUAUGGAAUGGAAUUGACUUCCCAUCUAAAGGUUUUGAUUAUCAAGAACUGCCCUCAGCUGAAUGAGUGCACUCAUUUCCAGAGUUACUCUUCUUUCGACGCUGAGCAGAAAUCGUGGUUUCCGUCACUCAACAAACUCUCCAUCGAGCAUUGUCCUCAAAUAAUCAAGUGGGAAAUGUUUCCACUAAGAGAAAUGGUGGCCCUCAAGGAGUUGGAGCUGAUGGGCCUACAUGAUGUGAGAGAGUUGGCAGUCCCUUCUCUGGAGAAGUUAGUGUUGAUUCAAAUGCCAAACCUGGAAAUUUGUGGCAGUCUAACAGAUUCUCCAUCUUUGCAAUUUUUACCUUCUCAAGGAGAUCAAAAGAGAUGGCUAUGUAGUAUCCGUAGACUCACCAUCCAUGAUUGCCCUUGUUUGAUAGUGACACAUCCUCUUCCGUCUUCUGAGUUGUCCAUCAUGGGAGUUCCGGCACUUCCAAAAAUGAGUAUAAAACAGAGAAAGUUCAGUAUCGAAUCUAAUGAGUUGAGUGUGUUGGAUGACCGUUUCUUGGCAUUCAGUAACCUUAGGGGCAUAACAUCGUUGCACAUAAGAAAGUGUCCAAAUCUGGUAUCUCUUUCAAGUGAAGUUUUCAGCCAGCUCAGUGCCUUAGAGAAUUUAAGUAUAUACGACUGCCCAAAUCUGGCCAAGUCAAACAUUAUGUCAGGAGUUGUUCUGGAAAAUAGUAGGUCUGUAAGAAGCCUUCUGCUACCAUCUCUCAAAUCGUUCGUCAUGGACAGAUGCGGCUUAACAGGGAGCUGGCUAACACAAAUGCUUUCACAAACGCAGUCCCUUGAGGUGUUGGAAUUAACUGCAUGUCCAGCGAUAAAGUAUCUAUCAAUCAGUGAACUUUCAGAAACCGAAGGGACCAGCAGUUUGGUUUCAGGAGUGAUGACGUCAUCCCAAGAUGAACAUCAAUUGAAGCUGCCAUAUAAUCUCCUGUGUUCUCUCAAGAGGUUAUGGAUUCAGCGCAGCCUGGAUCUGGAGUUCGUUGGGGGUAACAAACACUUCGCGGGACUUACCUCCCUUACAGAGCUAGUCCUUCAAGAUUGCCCCAAGCUGGUCUCAUCGCUGGUGGGUCACAUGGGCGAAAGGAAAGAUGAUGGUAACAUGGAUGUUGGAUUACUCCCGCCAUCACUUGAAAACCUGUCGAUAAGUUCUUUCCAAGAAAAUUAUCAGUCCUUCACUCCCGAGGGACUUCUCUGCCUCAAAAGGUUAAAGCUCGCGAACAGCCCUUGUUUUAAGUAUGUACAGCUGCAUUCCUGUACAGCCCUAGAGGAGCUGCGAAUCUGGGGGUGUGUCCAGCUGGCUGCACUGGAGGGCUUGCGAUUCCUCACCUCCCUUCGAAUUUUGUAUAUGGAGAUGAAUCCGGAUCUGUCUUGUACAUGGGAGCUCAAACUGCAGGAGCAAGAGAAUGAUGGAAGUCAAAUUCAGCUUCUCCCUCCCUCUCUUAAAGAACUUAGGAUCUGGAUGCUCACAGAUAGGGUCCAGUCUGGUCUCCUAAGCUGCCUCCCCAACAUCACCAGGUUAAUGAUAUCACGAAGUCCAGAACUGACGUCUCUACAGCUGAGAUGCUGCACAACACUUCAAGAAUUGGAAAUUAGAAACUGUGAGUUUCUUGCUUCGGUUGAGGGCUUCCAGCUCAUUAGAAGCCUGACAUCCUUGAAACUAUCUUACUCCCCCAGCCAACCUUCCUGUUUGGAGCUCGUGUCUCACCAGCAUGGGGCUUGUGAAAUCUGGUCUAGACUGAGAAUUCUUGAGGCUAGUGAUGCGUCUGUACUUUCUAGGCCCUUCUGCAAACAGCUCACAUCUCUAACGCACCUACAGUUCACAUCUUGGGGUAGUGAACCGAAAGACAGCAUGGUGAGCCUAACAGAGGAACAAGAGAGAGCACUGCAGCUUCUAACCUCCCUGCAAGACCUUACAUAUUGGAAACACCCGAAACUCUUAUCGCUUCCUGCAAACCUACAUAGCUUGACCUCCCUCGAGAGCUUAUCCAUCUAUCAUUGUAGCAGCAUCACAAGGCUUCCAGACAUGGGCCUCCCACCUUCGCUCAGACACCUUCAGUUAUCCUGUUGCAGUGAGGAGCUAGGUUCACAAUGCAGAAUGGCAGCAACGGAGAAGCUAAAGGUCAGGAUUAAUAGUGAGCGAGUGAAUCCAUCAGCGAUGCACAUAUUGCUGAGGUUUGCCACCACUGGCACAAUCGUGCCAGUGAGGGAGAACAGUUCUUGCAAGAAGCCUGAUCAAAGCUCUAGCAGUACUGUCUUUAUUAGAUGCUUUGAUUCAGCUCUUGGGGAGGAUCAGAUCAGAAGUUCACUUCUGCAACAUUUUAGCUCAGGUGGAGAGAUCACAAGAGUUUCAAGUCCGAAGGACUAUGAAACUGGUGCAAGCAAAGGGGAAGAAGACCACUUUCGAGAGAAAGAGAGAGUAUUCAUGGAUCUCGUAACAGGGGCCAUGGGCUCCCUUCUCCCCAAGCUUGGCAAGCUCCUUAAUGAGUACAAGUUGCAGAAGGGCGUCAAGGAAGACAUCAAGUCUCUGGAGAAAGAGAUGAAGAUCAUGCGUGCUGCUCUUCACAAGGUGGCAGAGGUGCCACGGGACCAACUUGAGGAGGGCAUCAAGAUCUGGGCAGGGGAGCUCAGGGAGCUGUCCUACAACAUGGAAGACGUUGUAGACAAGUUCCUGGUGCAUGUCAAUGGCGAGAGCUCUGACCCCAACUCCAACAAGAUCAAACAGCUUGGGGAUAAUAUAAUUGGCUUGUUCACCAACUGGAAAUCUUGUCAUCAGAUCGCCAACGAGAUCAAGGACAUCAAGAACCAAGUCAAUUAUGUGGCCAAACAACAUAAGAGGUACAGGGUCAGUGGUAUUGUUGCUGCUAAUGUAGCUGCUACAACAACAACUUUUGAUCCUCGUCUACCUGCUUUGUACAACAAGGUAUCUGACCUUGUUGGCAUCAAUGAGCCAAGAGAUGAGUUAAUCAAGAGGUUAACAAACAAAAAUGACCAAAUAGAGAUAGUCUCUAUUGUUGGAUUUGGAGGCUUGGGCAAAACUACUUUGGCUAAAGCUGUAUAUGACAGUCUCAAACCACAAUUUGAUUGCACGGCCUUUGUUUCUGUGUCGCAGACUCCUGAUAUGGUAGGGAUUUUCAGGAAGAUGCUACAUCAGCUUGAUAAGAAAAACUAUGCCCACAUCAAUGAAGCAUCGCGCGAUGCAACAGAGCUCAUUGAUGAACUCAGAAUGUUCCUCCAAAACAAGAGGUACCUCAUUGUUAUUGAUGAUAUAUGGAACCUACAAUCAUGGAUAGAAAUCAAACAUGCUUUGAAUGAGAAUAGUUGUGCAAGCAGAAUAAUCACAACAACUCGUGACCUUGAUGUUGCUACAAAUGUUGGUGGUUCUUUUAAGAUAAAUCCCCUUAAUCUAAAGAGCUCAAAAACCUUAUUUUGUGGAAGAAUAUUUGGUUCUGAGGAUAAAUUACCUCGACAUUUGGGUGAAGCGUCCAUAAAGAUAUUGGAUAAAUGUGGUGGUGUACCACUAGCUAUCAUUACCAUCGCUAGUGUAUUGAAUGUACCUAGUAAAAUCCAAAACCAAGCAGUGUGGGAUAAGGUGUGUGCCUAUAUUGGUUCUGGACUUGAACAUAGUCCUCAUGUGAAGACCAUGCGGAUAAUAUUGUCCCUAAGCUAUUACCACUUACCCUAUCAUCUGAGAACUUGCCUAUUGUAUCUAAGUAUAUAUCCAGAAGAUCAUGAGAUCCAUAGAGAUGACUUGAUAUGGAAAUGGAUAGCCGAAGGUUUCAUCCAACAUAAAAAUUCGGAUGAUAGCUUAUUUGAGGUUGGACGCAGUUACUUUACUGAGCUGAUAAAUAGUGGCAUGAUCCUGCCGUGCAUAGAUUUUAAAGGUGAUGUAACACAUUGCCGUCUGCAUGAUAUGGUGCUUGGCCUAAUCUGUUCAUUGUCUAGUGAAGAAAACUUUGUUACUAUAUUGAAUCACAGCGGUGGUUGCGGCAUAUCUUCACCCGUCAAUGUUCGCAGGCUGUCAAUCCAAAAUAGAAAUGAAGACAAUCAAAGGAAGCCACUUGCUUUCAUGAGUAAAUCACAAGUGAGGUCUGUUACUACCUUUCCACCUGCUAUUAAUCAAAUGAUGUCACUGUCGAGAUUUGAUGUUUUACGUGUAUUGGAUCUAAAUGGAUGUCAUCUGGGGAAAAGCAAAAACCUUAACCUCGAGGAUGUUGUGAAUUUAUUUCACUUAAGGUACCUAGGUCUUGCCGGUACAAAUAUUUGCCAGCUCCCAGCUGGAAUAGGAAAUCUGCUAUUUUUGCAGGUGUUGGAUGUAAGAUACAAUUCCAACCUAAAAGAAUUACCAUCCAGUAUUUGCAAGCUGAGAAGAUUGAUGUGUCUACUUGUUAAUGGUUACCACGCGAGCCUCCCUGAUGGGCUGGGAAAUCUUACAUCCAUGGAAGUGUUGAAGAAGAUCUGUGCCACCCUAAACAUUGUGAAAGAGUUGCGCAAGCUAUCAAUGCUAAGGGAGCUCAAAGUUAAGUUUGAGCGUAAUGCAAGCCUAGAGUAUGGGGAAGCUUUUCUUGAGUCUUUACGUCACCUGAAAAAUAUCCAAAGUGUAAUUAUUCGUGGGUAUUUCCCUUCCAUGGAUAUCUUGGAGAAAAGUUGGCUGCCACCUCAGCAGCUCCGCGCAUUUGAGUCUGUCAGGUGCGGAGCAUUCUCUGGGGUGCCGGAGUGGAUAAAGAGGGAUCCACUGUGUCUCUCAGACCUCGCCGAGUUGGUAAUUGGCUUCGUGGAACUACGAGAGGAGGACCUACUGAUCCUUGGGAGGUUGCCAGUUCUUCGUCGUCUCUGGUUGUGGAGUGCCAAGCAAACGCCGAAGGUGCUGUCCAUUGGCGCUGAUGGUUUCCACUAUCUAACAAGCUUCACACUAUACUGUGAAUCACCCAGGCAGAUAGUGUUUCAGCGAGGCGCUUUUCCAAAGGUUGAGGGGGUUCUCUUUAACUUCAAUGUCAAGAAGGCAAAAGAUGAUGGCAAUGGCGAUUUCUACUUCGGCCUGCUGAACCUCUUAUCCCUUGGGCAGGUCACUGUGGGAAUUGAUCGUCAUGGUGUCACACUUGCAGACGUGAAGGAUGCAGUGGUUGCAUUGAGGCAGACAGUUAAUGUCCAUCCCCUUCAUCCUGUCAUCACCUUUGAUAUUAGGCCGCUUAUACAACAAGAGGAGGCACUGAGGGCAAGUGAAAUGAAUCCAGAGUUUUUCUUUGAUGAAGAACUGAUUAGAGAGCAAAGGAAGCUCCCGGGGAAAUUUCGGAAAUUCCGUGCAGAAACUACCUAGUCAGAUUCAAUCUCCACAAUUUAAAUUCAGGGAACAUUAUCCCAAUUAAAAUGAAGCGGCAAUGAUGAAUCAACAUGUACACUAGAUUUCACAGAGUU